Rotaria socialis is the source of this 4953-nucleotide messenger RNA. Lineage: Eukaryota; Metazoa; Rotifera; Eurotatoria; Philodinida; Philodinidae. The record is from the annotation of a GenBank genome assembly.
AUGACAAAGUUUAUAUUUAAACAUUUACGAAUUCUAGCUAUUACAAGUGUUACAUUGACAUCAUCCUAUUUCUUAUAUAAUCAUGAUCAUAAUCAAAGACAAAAUCGUAUAUUAUCUUUAUUAAAAGUCGAUGCUUCUAAUUAUGAACGAAGAAAUGAAAGAACAGCAUCUACAAAAAGCCAUUUCAUCGAACAAAAAAAAAGAAAACUCGCCGAUAAUGAUGAUGAUGAUGAUGAUGAUGACGAAGAUGAAGAUGAUGAUAAAAAUGAAUUGGAUAAAAACGAUGAAGUCAAAACCAAUCCGCGUGAAAAACGUUUUCGUGAAUUUUCUUCUGUUGAAUACAAUGGAGAUAUAUAUAUGACACCAUUGGAUUUUCUUGAAUCAGUCAUUUCAGAACGACCAAGACCUCGUAUUGGCCGUCGACAAUUAACAGAUGCCAUGGUUGAAUCUAUUUUAUAUAAUACACCACCAAAACAUCGAGGGUCAAAAAGAUUUUUUCGAGAUCUUGAAGAUGCUGGACUUAUCUCGUUUUCGGAAUAUUUAUUUCUAUGGGUGAUUUUAACAAAACCUUAUGCACAAUUCGAAAUUGCAUUUGCUAUGUUUGAUACAGAUGGAAACCAAUUAGUCGAUAGAAAUGAAUUUCUUGUGCUUGGAAAAGUCAUGAGUGAUAAACGUAUGUUACGACGACAAGCAUCAAAAGGAGUAUCAAAUACAAAUAUAAAUUCUAAAAAUCUUUUUAAUAUGUUGUUUAAUGGCAAGAAGAAAAAAACAAUAAAAACACCAUCUAGUAUAAAAUUAGACGUCGAGGAUGGAGAAAUUAAUACAACAUUACUUUUACAUUUUUUUGGAAAAAAUGGUCGUGAUACGUUAAAUUUUACAGAGUUUAAACGGUUUAUGGAAAAUUUCCAAACUGAAUUACUUGAAAUUGAAUUUACUGAAUUUUCACAUGGAUUUAAAACAAUAUCUGAUCUAGAUUUUGCUGAAAUACUUUUACGUUAUACAGAUUUUGAUCAUGAUACAAAAACAAAUAUUUUAAAAAAAGUGAAAAAAACAACAAUUCAAUCACGUGGUAUUACGUUUGAACAAUUUAAAUGUUUCUUUGCUUUUCUUAAUAAUCUUGAAGAAUUCAGUAUUGCUAUGCGUUUUCAUCAAUUAUCCAAUAAACCUAUUUCACAAGCGGAAUUUCAACGAGCUUUAAAAAUUUCAACUGGAUUUGAGCUUGAACCAAAUAUAAUGGGUCUUGUUUUUCGAAUAUUUGAUACAGAUGGUGAUCAACAUUUAAGCUACGAUGAAUUUAUGGCUGUUAUGAAAGAUCGUCUUUCUCGUGGUUUUCAGGCAUCUACAGAUAACGAAGUAUCAAAAUCAAGUUUUGAACAAUUUAAACACUGCUUUCGUGAACGAGCUAAAUGUACACAUCUCUUGACGAUGGACAAUGAGUUAAAUUUAUGCCGAGUGACAUUGGACGACGGAGAUUGUGUACAAGAACGACAACACGAGACAGAUGUUAUUGUUGAUAAGUAUUUAUCAUCAUCGUCAACUUCUCUCUCAGGAAUAGAUGAUGAACAUAAACAACAAUUUACAGAAACCCCAACAACAACUAUUAAAACGAAACGUACAAAAUGGCAUGUAUAUGAUACAGUUGCCAAGUUCUUAUUGAAAAAUCGUUUUUACUUGAGUGCUCUCGAAUUCUAUACUGAAUUAUUAGAAAAUGGAUAUGAUUUACCGCGACUGCGUGAAUAUUUUUCUAACCCAGCUAAUUUUGAAGGUCCCUCGGCAACAUCAAUAAAUAAACAGUCAACAUUUAUACGUAAUCUUAAUCAUUAUGCAGAUGAUUCUGUAUCACUUGGUGGUGGUGGCAACGGAGAUUUCUUUCCUCGAACAUCAAGCAGUCAAACAUUUGAUUCAACUUCCAUUGAUAAUAUAACGCGUUAUUCCGAAGAUAUCGAUUGGCAUAAUGGAAACGGUAAUGGUGGAGCAGCGACAAGUGCUAGUGUAGUUGGUGAAUCGCGUUUUAAUGAUGAACGUGUUGCUGUUCUAGAAUUUGAAUUAAGAAAAGCACGAGAUACUAUACAAGAACUAAGACAAACACUCACCUAUGAUUCAACGGAUGAACAACAACAACAGCUACAAAAUAAAAAGGCAGAUGACAGGAAUGCAAAACAUCAAGCUCAUCUAUUGUCAUCGAAUUCUGCACAAGCACUAAUUCCAACAGGAUUAACUGUUCGACCAUUUGAACGUCGUGCAUUAAAUUAUUUAGUCAAUGAAUAUCUUCUAACGAAUAAUUAUAAAUUAACUAGUGUAACAUUCGGAGAAGAAAAUGAUACAUCAGAUUUAGAAGAUUGGGAUAGUGUUGGCUUAAAUUGUUCAAGACCACCUGAUUUAACUCAAUUAUAUCGUUGGUAUUAUCAUCAAUUAUGUAUUGAAGAUGAAAAACCAAAAAAAGAAAAUUUUUCAAUGUUAGUUAAUUUUGAUGAAAAUCUUUAUGAUGAAUAUAAAAAAUUUAAAACAGUAGUUCAUCAAAUGCAAUUUGACGUAGUUGAAUAUAAUAAACGAAUAAAUCACAUAGAAGAAGAAAAAUUAAAUCUUAGCGAAGAAAUUCAAGCCUUACAACAUGAAAAGAAAAAUCUUUUAAUACAGUUACAACUUCUACAAAAUCGUUUAACCUCUGAUGCAACAUCGAAUCUAACAAAAAUGGAAGAUACAAUACAAUUGAAUUCUUCCAGACAAUUACCACAAGUUUAUCGAUGUGCAUUUGAACGUCACUUAUUAUCUUGUCCUAUCAAUGACGAUAAACAAGACGAAGAAAUGGAGAUAAAUCAUGAUUUUGAACAGAAAGCAUUUGAGGACAAUAUUCAUGAAUUAAAUAUUCUUUCGCUUGAUCAAAAAGAUUUAUUAGAUUUAAUUGUUCGAACUAUUACAAAGAUUAAUUCUAAUUUAAAUGGGUCGAAGAAAUUAGACCUUGUCCCAUUAGUAACCUACACAUCUAUAUUACAUCCAAAAACUGAUGAACGUGAUCGUUUACUUAAAACAUUAUUUAAUUUAUAUAAAAGCCCUUCAUACAAUCAACGGCAAGUUGUAUUACAUGCUUUUCUUUGUUUUGCCAAACAAAGUGGUCCAUUACGUGUACACGCUGAAUUAUUACCACAAUGUUGGGAAAACAUAAGUAAUAAAAUAGAUGAACGACGUUGUCUAGUUGCUGAAGCAUGUGGAAUAUUAGCGCCCCGUUUACCCAAAGAUAUCCGUGUGAGUUUAAUAUUUUCAAUGUUACAACAGAUGCUUGUCGAAGAUAAAUGUGAUCAAGUACGAUCUGUAUGUAGUAAAAGUCUGGCAAUGGUUAUUAAUGAAAUCGAUGAUGAAACUCGAUUGUCUCAAUGUAUUGAAUUACUCGAUCGAUGCUUAUCGGAUACAUCUGAUGUUGUACAAUCAGCUAAAAAAUACUUAUUACCAUCAAUUGCAAUAUGGUGUCUUGAAUUAAAUAAACUUUUUUCAGUUUUAAUUGAUCAUUACUUGAGUAAAAUUGAAUCUCUUGUUCUACAUAUUCAAACACCAUCGUCAAUUGAUAGUCAACGCUUUAUUCAAUUGAUUUAUAUCUUAACUGAUUUAAUAGUAUUUAUUUUUGCAUCUGCUUUACAAAGUAUGAAAAUAGAUCACGAUCUUUCACAAUCGACUUCGUCUGCAAGAAGUUUACCCGAUACAACAUCAUCAGUAUUUUUUCAACUACACACAAUUCUAUCUCCCAAUAGUGAAAAAUUACUUGAACAUUAUGAUCAAUGUGCUAUCAAUGGAGAAUUUCCAUUUACAGAUCAAAUCGAACAAUAUAUUGAUGUUUUUUUAAAACGUUCAUUUGAUACAAUCGCUGCUAUUGAUAUGAUGAAUGGAAAAUUAGUUCAUGCAUGUAGUGAAUUUAUCAAGACAAUUAGUCGAUAUUUUGGAAGAAAUUUUUGGAAAUUAAAAAUUAAACCACUCUAUACUACAAUCAAUUCGCCUACAUCGCAAGAUGAAAUUCGAUCAACAAAAUUUGUUCUAUACGCGACUGGUGUCUUAUGUUCUUGGACAACAGAACAAGAACGAGCCGAAUUAACUCAAUAUAUAUAUGAUGCACUUCUUCUGAUUGCUAAUCAAAAAUUAUCGAUAAAUAUUUUACAAGCGAUGUAUUCAGAAAUUGGAACCGAUGCUAAUUUCCAAGACAUUCUAUUAAGUAUUCUUCGAGAUUCUCUAACAAAUACAAAUCCACAAGUUCGCUUAUAUACUUUACAAUUAUUUAAUAUUACAUUGAGACUUGUUGAUCAUUCCACAAUAUCUCAUAAGAUCUUGCCAGCUUUGAUUACACUCGCGUCAGAUGAUGAUAUAACUGUUCGAACAGCAACUAUCCAAGUAUUUGGAUCAAUUCUUAUUCAAUGUUCAGAGUCUGAAAUUCUCGAACGAGUAUACGCCCAAUUUCAAAUAUUUGAUACUGAUACAGCAUUUCGUGAUGAACAUCGUGUUCAAAGUGAAUUCAUAAAAACGUUUACUCAAAUUGCACCUCAUGCUGAAAGUAAAUUUCGUGAAGAAUUUAUUCUCCCGUUUUUAGCAUUUAUUGCUUCUCAAAAUUCCCAACAACAGUCAGAACGUGGUCAAGCGAAACGUCUUGAAAUAGCCACAUAUUUAUUUGAAGCUUACAGUGCAUUGUCUUGUUGUUUUCAUUCGGGUCAAUCGAUACUAAAUAGUUUUUUACCCGGUCUUUAUUGUCUACGUGUAGAUUUUGCACAAUUAAGACCUGAUAGUGUUGCUGUACUAGAUUCAAUUAUUAAAGAUCUUGAACAUAAACUUGAACAAUAUCGACAAGAUAGUUCAUUAUUGAUCGGUGGUACAAAUCUCAAUCAGGAAAAUAUUCGAGGACGAAUGCUCAAAGGUUUAACGAAUUUUCGGGAUUCAACUGAAAAAUUGACUUAUAGAUUUAUUAAAAAGAAAUAA